UCAACAGUCCAAGUGGCUUAAUCUACUCGGCGCCUUUCAUUUAUGUGUGCUUAAAUGAAAGAACUGGACAUGCAGAAAGCAAUAUACGAGGACAAGAAGCCACUUAGGACUAUCAAUGCAUUCGUCAUCAUUGAGUAAAUGCGCAGUCAGACUCAUUUUAGGCUGCAUGCAGUCGUGAGCAGGCGAGAAAUUACGUCAGUCCAGAACAUGAAUAGCCCCGUAUACUUUUGUUAGCGUAUAACUAUAGAACGGAAGUUUAGCUGCCUGUUUGCCUAUUCACCCGUUGACAGUCGUCGCCAAUAGGACAGCUAAAUGAUGUGCUCAAGAAGAUACAUUGUAGAGAAGCGGAAUCUCAGACAACAUUGAGACGUUGAAACAAUAACUUGGAGAUGGCGAGUGACGACCGGGUGGCCAUCUUGACGGAUGACGAGGGGUAUCAGAGGAGGAAGUUUGUCCUGGCAGAACCCUUCAACACCCUGGAGCAGAUACCGUCGGGCGCGGGCCCCACCUCUACCUCCCAAGGUCCAGAGUCUCCCCCCACAGACACACCUGACUCCCCCUCCUCCAACCCCAGCCAUGACUGCCUGGAGAGGAACUGCGUGCGGAUCGACAACCACCUCCUCAUUUCCAAGGUCUUCUAUUUCUUUUUUUAUGCAGCCUAUGGGUCCCUACACCCGCUGCUGCCUGUCUACUACAAGCAGCUAGGGAUGACUCCCAGUCAGAGCGGCCUGCUGGUCGGGAUCCGGUACUUCAUCGAAUUCUGUAGCGCCCCCUUUUGGGGGGUUGUGGCGGACCGCUUCAAGAAGGGCAAGGUGGUGCUAGUGUUCUCCGUUUUCUGCUGGCUGGUGUUCAACUGCGGCAUCGGCUUCAUCAAGCCUGCCUCCAUGACGUGCGUGGAGAGGAAACCCACAGUCGCACGCCGCACCAGCCCCGCCCACCUCGGUCCGCCAGCCAAUUACAGCAGGGACCGCAGGGCUGUGAUUGGAGACUUGUUUUCCCUCCCUACGAAUGUACGCGGUUUGGCAUCAGACUCAGUUAGUGGCGGUCCCCUGCACAGGUAUGUGAGGAGCGAUGGUGGUAAUGUCACUGGACCCAGCACUGUCACAGGACCUGUACCUUCCCCCACCAUCACCACAACAUCAUCUUCCCCCUCCACCACCCCCACUACAACAACAACAACAACAACAGCCACCUCAAAACCCGCCUCAAAUCUAACCACAACCAAACCAACCAUCACAACCGCCAUUCCCAAAGUCUACGACAUAAUCUCCGACCACGACCAGGUGGAGGCCAUCUUCCUCCUGAUCCUGCUUGUCGUCAUCAUCGGCGAGUUCUUCAGUGCUCCGGCUGUGACCAUAGUGGACACGCGCACCCUGCAGUACCUGGGCCCCCACCGGGACCGCUAUGGCCUGCAGAGGAUGUGGGGCUCCCUGGGCUGGGGCCUGGCCAUGCUCUGCGUGGGCAUCUGGAUCGACCAUACCCACAUCAAACUCUUCAUCCAGGGCACCGGCUGCAUUGUGCCCGACUACAAGAACUACCAGAUAGCCUUUAUUGUCUUUGGAGUCCUGAUGGCCGUGGCUUUGAUAGUGUGUACACAGUUCUACUUUGAGAGGAGUACUAGUGACCACCGGCCAAUGGAGGCCCAGCUGGAGGAGGAUAAGAGACAGGAGGCGGAGUCUCCUCAAACUUCCAGUGGCGUUUCAUCUCCCGAAGGGCAUGCGGUGGAAUCAUUAGAAUCCCAAAGUGUCGUCAGCCAGCCGUUUCUUUACCAGGACCUCAUUCGGCUGCUGUGCAGCGUGCAGUACGGCUCAGUGCUCUUCGUGGCCUGGUUCAUGGGAUUCGGCUACGGCUUUGUGUUCACGUUCCUCUACUGGCACCUGGAGGACCUGAAAGGGACCACCACGCUAUAUGGAGUGUGCUCGGUGCUGAGCCACAUCUCAGAGCUAGUCGCCUACUUCACCAGCCACACGCUCAUCGAGCUGGUUGGCCAUAUAAGGGUGCUGUACAUCGGUCUGGCCUGCAACACAGCUCGCUACCUGUACAUCUCCUACCUGGAGAAUGCCUGGAUCGUCCUGCCCAUGGAGGUCCUUCAGGGUGUGACCCAUGCCUCAGUGUGGGCAGCUUGUAUCUCCUACCUCAGUGCUGCGGUGCCUCCAGAGCUGAGGACCUCUGCCCAGGGUAUCCUCCAGGGCCUGCAUCUGGGGCUGGGCCGGGGCUGUGGGGCCAUGGUGGGGGGAGUCUUCGUCAACUUUUUUGGAGCGGCUCACACCUUCAGUGGGAUUGGAAUGUCCUCCCUCGUCAUCCUCCUCCUCUUCGCUCUCAUCCAGUGGCUGGCUGUGCAGAGUGGGGACGAAGAUCCCAGAAUGCUGGCGGAGAACAUCCCGGUUCCCUCCAGCCCUGUUCCCAUAGCGACCAUAGAUGUUAUCCAAUCAAAUAACGCAGAAGCCACAAUGACACCACCGAGGAAGACCAAGCACCAGGAGGAUCAGGAGGACGUGAGCAAGCCCGCCUGGGUGGUGUCCGCCUCACCCUGGGUCACCCUGGCCUUCGCCCUGCACCAGAUCAGACAGACGGCAAUCCUUGCCAGGAGCAGCCCUGCCAACAACCAUCAGCCGCUGCAGGAGAUAAAUGAUAUCAGCACAGAUGAACCAACAGAGGAAACCUCCCCAUCCCUAGACCCUCCCAGCAAGUCCCCCCCAGACUGGCCCCUCUCAAGUAGGAGCCCCACUCCCUGACCAGGACCCCUCUACGCCUGCUGACCAACCACCCCUCUCCACUGGCCACACACAGUAGGGGAUUGGAAAGAGGGGACACGUUGCACAUUGAGGAACUGCCCUAAAAUGUUUUCCUCCCAAGCAACACCAAGUCAAGGGGUGGCCCAUGUACAGCCAGGUAGUCCAGCUAAAAGAGAGAGAGAGAGAGGGAGGGAGUAUGAUUUUACAGACUGGACAGAAGAGAAAUACAGACCAAAAUGAAGGAGGUUGAAUUCGUCCUCUUAGCAGACAUGUCUUAACAAGUGCCUUUAGGGAUCUGAGGAAAAGCGCUUGCCUUGAAUGAUCUAUUGUUACUCUGUCAUGUGGACAUCAAAAGAGUAACAGAGUUUUAUUUAUUUUACUUAUAGUGGAAGUCUGGGAUAGUGGGUUCGAUUGAAUAAGGCUCCAUUUGUUUCGCUGGCCCUUAAAGUGCCGCAGUGCUGUUGUAGGUUGGUGAUUCACGCUCAUGUAGCAGCAGUGACACACUCAAUCUAAAUAGCUGUGUGUAAUGGCUGCUUUGCGUGAUGUGGACGGUAGAGAUUCCUCUUUCAUAAAGUUUAGGAGCAAAAUUCAAAUAGGCAAACGUUGUGGAACGUUGCAGAUAGCAACUUUAUUAAUAUGGGCUCCCGACUGGCGCAGGGGUCUAAGGCACUGCAUCUCAGUGCUUGAGGCGUCACUACAGACCCCCUGGUUCGAUUCCAGGCUGU
Molecule: messenger RNA, 3460 nt
Organism: Coregonus clupeaformis (lake whitefish)
Lineage: Eukaryota; Metazoa; Chordata; Actinopteri; Salmoniformes; Salmonidae
Product: major facilitator superfamily domain-containing protein 6-like
Exons: 7
Coding region: 390-2735 (781 amino acids)
Biological process (GO): antigen processing and presentation of exogenous peptide antigen via MHC class I
Cellular component (GO): plasma membrane
Source: RefSeq, a predicted model, not a curated record